Messenger RNA from Sapajus apella (tufted capuchin), 4062 nucleotides. RefSeq names its product TBC1 domain family member 2 (gene TBC1D2). The record is from RefSeq and is a predicted model, not a curated record. The transcript has 13 exons. Bases 911 to 3697 code for a protein of 928 amino acids. Lineage: Eukaryota; Metazoa; Chordata; Mammalia; Primates; Cebidae.
ACUAGGGAGACUGAGGCGGUAGGAUGGCUUGAGUCCGCGUAGUGAGCUCUGAUCGCGCUACCGCACUCCAGCAUGGGUGACAGAGCCAGACUGUCUCUGAAAAUAAAGAUAGCAAUAACAAGAUAUAAAUAAACAAUUGUUUAUUUGUACUGCACCCAACUACGCCCCAGGAGUGGCACUGGGUUUCCGCAGCGCAGCGGCCGCGCCUGGGCGCCCCAAGCAAAACGACCAGCGCUGUCAGGAGGCGAAUGGGAGCCAGGACAGAAAGCUGGAGAGGCCACCGCGGUCAGGCGAGGGACAAGAGGGCCAUUCGCUGUGUCACUGAGGGGGCUGAAGGAACACAGGGGAAAAGGGGCGCAGACAGGGCUCCGGAGCCGCGGGGCCUGGGUGGCGCCGGAAGAGGGCCCUCCCAGCGGCGUUCCUUUCAGCCAAUGGCCGCGUGAUGCGCCGUCCGACGGUGCCCCACGCAGCACAGAGAGAGAACGAGCGGCCCAUCCGGUGCAAGAAAGCACCAUCUUUCUAGGUGACUAUGCGAACUACCAGGAAAGUGUACUGAGGGACAGGCUUCUUUGCCCGCGGUUAACCUAACUCGGUGCCACCAAGUCUUUAACCGGAAGCCAGGCAGCACGGCUGCCCUCAGUAAAGAUGGCUAACAGGCGCGGAGAAAAAGCCGGAAGCCGCCGGGCCCUGGGGGGGAGUCAACACCAGGCUGCGGGGGCGUGGCCAGCCGCCUUUCGAGGCGCACGCGCGGCGCCCAGUCCCGACUCUGUGGCGCCCUGGGGGCGGGUCCGCAGCCGGCUCCGUCCCCGCCCAGGUGUCUCCCUUUGGGAAGGUGCCCCCCGAGUCUCCGAAAUUUGUCCCUGGUGGUCCCGCGGAUCCCUCGUCCCUCCGCGGUCUCCGGCUGGCAGCGAUGGAGGGCGCCGGGGAGAACGCCUCUGAGUCCAGCCCCUCCGCCCCCGGGUCCGAAGAGUCUGCGAGGGACCCACAGGCGCUGCCUCUGGAGGAAGAACUGGGGGGCUGCGCCCGGUCCCUGGAGGCGGUCCCCAAGAAACUCUGUGGGUAUUUAAGUAAGUUUGGCGGCAAAGGGCCCAUCCGGGGCUGGAAAUCCCGCUGGUUCUUCUACGACGAAAGGAAAUGUCAGCUGUAUUACUCGCGGACCGCGCAGGAUGCUAAUCCCUUGGACAGCAUCGACCUCUCCAGUGCAGUGUUUGACUGCAAGGCGGACGCUGAGGAGGGGAUCUUCGAAAUCGAGACUCCCAGCCGGGCUAUUACCCUGAAGGCCGCCACCAAGCAAGUGAUGCUGUACUGGCUGCAGCAGCUACAGAUGAAGCGCUGGGAGUUCCACAACAGCCCGCCGCCACCUCCCGCUGCCCCUGACGCCGCCCUGGCUGGGAAUGGGCCUGCCCUGCACCUCGAGCUAGGGCAAGAAGAGGCAGAGGUGGAAGAGUUCCUGUGCCCUGUGAAAACACCCACUGGGCUGGUGGGCGAGGCAGCUGCCUUGCAGCCUUUCCCUGCCCUUCAGAAUAUUUCCCUCAAGCACCUGGGAACAGAAAUACAAAACACAAUGCACAACAUCCGUGGCAACAAGCAGACUCAGGGAACAGGCCAUGAACCUCCAGAGGAAGAUUCUCCACAGAGUAGGGAGCCUCAGAGGGAGGAGCCCUCCUCAGCCCAUGACCCCAGCACCCCAGGGAGAGAGCCAGCAGAUUCUCCAAAGCUUGCACUCAAGUCCUCUCUGGCCAUCAGUUUCGUUCAGAAAGCCAAGCGCCCGAGCAACACCUUCCCAUUCUUCUCUGAAGGAAUCACACGGAACCGAACUGCCCAGGAGAAAGUGGUAGCCUUGGAGCAACAGGUUCUGAUGCUCACCAAGGAGUUAAAGUCUCAGAAGGAGCUGGUGAAGAUCCUACACAAGGCACUGGAGGCCGCCCAACAGGAGAAGAGGGCGUCCAGUGCAUACCUGGCGGCAGCUGAGGACAAGGACCGGCUGGAGCUGGUGCGGCACAAAGUUCGGCAGAUCGCGGAGCUGGGCUGGCGGGUGGAGGCCCUGGAGCAGGAGCGGGAAAGCCUGGCGCACACAGCGAGCCUGCGGGAGCAGCAGGUGCAGGAGCUGCAGCAGCACGUGCAGCUGCUCAUGGACAAGAACCACGCCAAGCAGCAAGUCAUCUGCAAGCUCUCUGAGAAGGUCACCCAGGACUUCACCCACCCCCCUGACCAGUCUCCUUUGCCCCCCGACACUGCUGACAGGGACCUCCUGAGCCAGCAGGAGAAGAUAGAGCACCUGAAGGAUGACAUGGAGGCUUACCGGACCCAGAACCGCUUCCUCAACUCCGAGAUCCACCAGGUCACAAAGAUUUGGAGAAAGGCAGCUGAGAAGGAGAAGGCCCUCCUGACGAAGUGUGCCUACCUCCAGGCCAGAAACUGCCAGGUGGAAAGCAAGUACCUGGCUGGGCUGCAAAAGCUGCAGGAGGCCCUGGGAGACGAACCCAGCAAGUGCUCAGAGCUGCUGAGGCAGCUCAUCCAGGAGGCGCUGCAGUGGGAAGCUGGGGAGGCCUCAGCUGACGGCAUCGAGCUGAGCCCCAUCAGUCAGUAUGAUGAGUACGGCUUCCUGACGGUGCCCGACUAUGAGGUAGAAGACCUGAAGCUGCUGGCCAAGAUCCAGGCGCUGGAGGUGCGCUCCCACCACCUGCUGGGCCUCGAGGCUGUGGAUCGGCCACUGCGGGAGCGCUGGGCUGCCCUGGACGAGCUUGUGCCCUCAGCUGAGCUCAAGCAGCUGCUGCGGGGGGGAGUGCCCCGCGAACACCGGCCUCGCGUCUGGAGGUGGCUGGUCCAUCUCCGUGUCCAGCACAUGCACACCCCGGGCUGCUACCAGGAACUGCUGAGCCGGGGCCGGGCCCGUGAGCAGCCUGCUGCCCGCCAGAUCGAGCUGGACCUGAACCGGACCUUCCCCAACAACAAGCACUUCACCUGCCCCACCUCCAGCUUCCCCGACAAGCUCCGCCGUGUGCUGCUGGCCUUCUCCUGGCAGAACCCCACCAUCGGCUACUGCCAGGGCCUAAACAGGCUAGCGGCCAUCGCUCUGCUGGUCCUAGAGGAGGAGGAGAGUGCCUUCUGGUGCCUGGUGGCCAUUGUGGAGACCAUCAUGCCGGCUGAUUACUACUGCAACACGCUGACAGCAUCCCAGGUGGACCAGCGGGUGCUCCAGGACCUGCUCUCAGAGAAGCUGCCCAGGCUGAUGGCCCACCUGGGGCAGCACCACGUGGAUCUCUCCCUCAUCACCUUCAACUGGUUCCUCGUGGUCUUCGCAGACAGUCUCAUUAGCAACAUCCUCCUUCAGGUCUGGGAUGCCUUCCUGUACGAGGGGACCAAGGUGUUGUUUCGCUAUGCCUUGGCCAUUUUCAAGUACAACGAGAAGGAGAUCUUGAGGCUGCAGAAUAGCCUGGAGAUCUACCAGUACCUGCGCUUCUUCACCAAGACCAUCUCCAACAGCCGGAAGCUGAUGAACAUCGCCUUCAACGACAUGAACCCCUUCCGCAUGAAACAGCUGCGGCAGUUGCGGAUCAUCCACCGGGAGCGGCUGGAGGCUGAGCUGCAGGAGCUGGAGCAGCUUAAGGCUGAGUACCUGGAGAGGCAGACAUUCCAGGGCAGAGCCGUGGCUGAGGGCUGCGCCAGCGAGGACGAGGGGGAGGGAGAGGCCUGACUUGGCCACCUCCCCUCCCCAGAGCCUUCCUCACCCUUGGCUGGCAGACUCACUGGAGGUCGGGCCCAGACCAGUGACCCAGCCCUGGGUGUCUCAUCACCAUGGGACCCUGGACACAUGCCUUCCCCUCCCUAGGCCUCAGUCUCCCCACUGGGACAUUGUGUGCUGCGAAGCCAUUGAUUGGGCUGCUUCUUCAUAGGCACCUACUUACCCAGGGAUGCCACCCCUUUGCACCUCGUCCACAGAGCACUUGGGCAUAUAAACAAGCAAGAGCACUGCCUCUAUAGGGUAACCUGGAACAUUCUCUAAGUUAUAUCAAUAUAAAGCUAUAUAAAUGGUGGAAAUAGUUCAUAAGCUUUGGAACU